Messenger RNA from Vitrella brassicaformis, 3962 nucleotides. NCBI's taxonomy places the organism in Eukaryota, Vitrellaceae. The record is from the annotation of a GenBank genome assembly.
CUCCCUGCCUACCUCCCUGCCUGUCUGUCUGUUGGCGGACAUGGCGAGUCCGCCCGUCACUUCCUGCCCGCCUGCCUGCAUUCCUGCAUUCCUGCCUCCUGCGAUACGCAAAACAGUCAAUGGUCGGCCAAUCGACAAGCCCUAUCUGAUGCAGCCGUGCGAUCACACGUGCAACAAACACCAUGAAUGCACCAAACACCAUCAAUUAUGUAAGGAGUGCACUGCAUAUUCACCCGUCAGUGUGUCAUGAGGACUGCCUUGCAGGCGCCGUGGCGUGUGUGGCGUGUGUGGCGUGUGUGUGGGUGGACCUGUCCGCCUCUGACGGCUCCCGCGAUGCCGCCAUAAACGCCCCGCCCAACCCUCGACGGAAGACCAUCUGCGGGCUGGAAGAGAUGUUGCUGCGCACAUCAGCCGCAGUGGCCCUCUCCCUCUCCCUCUCCCUGUUCCACAGAUGCACUGACGGGUUGAGCGAGUUGGCCCGCUCCCGCUCAGAGAAUGACGACAUCGGGAUGUCCCCGCCAAGAUACCCGCCCCUAAACGGCGCUGCGUAAAGCUCCCGAAUGGUGCUGCUCUGCCGCUGGAUCUGCUGACGGGGCCGAGGGGGGCCGGUCGAUGUGGCGGCCGAGUGCUGCGGGGAUGCCUCUGGGUCGACUGCACCGCGCCUCGACGGCGACCCACGUGAGCCUCUGGAAAAGGUGGGCGAGGGCGGCUGCAGCGAGUUGCUGGUGGUUGUGGUCCCGGGUGGGCCCCUGCGCCUGUGUGGGGGGACGGGUGGACGGCCGUUGGUUGCCUGCGAUGGGUGCAGGUCUGGUGUGCGGGGUCGCAUGUCUUCUGGCGAUGAGUCGACGAGUGUGGUGCUGGACGGGGGGAGGGCAGGGAGGUUCUGCAGCCGACGAGACAGCAGAGAGCUGUCGGUCACAUCCACACUACUGCAGGAGAGAGAAAGACAGAGAGGGACAGGGCAAGCAAGGCACAAACAGCCAAGAGGGUGUUGUCAUGUCAUGAGCGACAUGAUUGUUUGUCUCUGUCUGUCUGUAAGGUGCGUUGCGUUGUUCGUCUGCGCACCUUCUGGCCCUCCUGAAGAGCAGGCCGCCCCCGCCCCCUCCCUCAGUCCCUCCUGCCCCCUCGUAUGCCGCCGUGAUGCCCGACUGCACCGCCGCCUCCACAGCCUUGUUGAUCCUCUCCUCUCGCCCAUCAGACGCUUCCCCACCACCACCACCACCACCACCCCCAUCUCCGCCCUGCUUGCCGUUGUCGGAUGCCUCGUCGCCGUCGUUGGUCUCCUCGUCGUCCCUUUGGCUGCGCUGGGAGUCGCUCAUGGAUGCGUGGGGGAUGUUGAGGUGCUUCUGAACGGAGAGAAGGGCCUCUGAGAGGUGGCCGAGGAGCCGCUGCUGGUCGAACUGGAGCAUCAGCAGGUGCUUCGAGAGGGCGGGGCCCUUGACGCGGUUCACGCCCUCGACGAAAUCCUCGACACGCAGCUCCUGCACACGUGGGUGAUUCAUGCAUCCAUCCAUCCAUCCAUGUGUGUGUGUGUGGUGUGUGUGUGUGUUGCGACUGACCGACCUCGAUGUUGUUGGCGUGCAUGAUUCUGACGAGGUCCAGUGCGUCGAGCCACGAGAUCUGCGCGCGCUUGAGGUCGUCGAGGAACUGCCGUGUCGAGAGGGCCUCGAGCAGCUCCUCUUUGCUUAGCCAGUGGUUGUUGUCGUGGUCGGCGGCGUGGAAGGCCUCUCUGAGGAUGCGCUUGCCCUCGAGCAGCCGCCGCUCCUGCAGCUCCACCUCGCUCUCCUCCUCGUUGUGCCUGCUCGUGUCAUUGACGGCCUCGACGAUCACACCGGUCACCAAGUUCAGCAGCGUCACCUGCACACACAUGGACGGACGGAUGGGAUGUAAAGGUGGAUGGAUGGAUGGGCGUGAAGGCAAGCAUACGUUGGUGAAGAGAAUGUAGGCGACAAAGAAAAUGGCGCUUGCAGGAGCGAAAUCCAUGGUGUGUCUGGCGAUCUCGUUCCAGCCCUCCAUGGUCAUGAGCUGGAACAGGGUGAAGGCCGACCGCAGGAUGCUCCCCCACCACUCGUCCAUCAGCUCGUCGCUGCUGUGGAUCUGACCGAACAGGCGCGUUGUAAAGGUCGCGCAGAUGUCUGCACCGCCACACCACCACCACACACCGCACAAACAGAGAGGAAUCAUGGGUGUGGUUUGAGGGGAGGCAGCCUGGGUAAUGGAUGGCCUGGUGUGUGUUGUGCUGACAUUGCGUCAUGAGUAGGAAGACGCUGAUCCAGAAGAGCGACCGGAGCGACUUGCCUAACCCCUGCACCAGCAGCCACAGCUCCUUGUACGACCGCAGAAUCCGCAGCAUACGCAACAACCGCACGAGCCUCAACGUCUGCCACACCACACCACACCAAAGCACGCAUUCAUCCAAGCUCUCUUCUCUCCCGCUCUCCCCACCCCACCGACCCACCCGAAGAGCGAGGAGUGUGUCCAGUUUGCUCUUGGAGUUCUUUCCAUGGUUGCCAAGGAGACUCUCGAAGUAGUCGAGAUUGGGGGUGGAGGCGUCAGCGAGGGAUGCGCGCGUCUUCUCCACUGCCACUAGGGUCGCCACGGCGUUCUCCACGAUGGACAGCACCACCAGAAUGAAGUCCAUCGUGUUGAAGAAAUCCUGAAUAAACCGAUGAACAAACACAAUGGAUGGAUGGAUGGAUGUGGUCUGGGUGUGGCUGACUCUGAAGUAUUUGAGUCCCUCGGCUUGUAGGUGCAGGAUUUGCUCGAUGGUGAAAAGCACCACGAACAGCAGCUCGAUCGACAGGAAUAUCGACGCAGUCUGGUCCACACACACACACAUAUCUCACAAGCUGUGCAUCAAAUGCAUCUGAUCAGCCCGCCCCGCCGACGUACCUGCCAGUUGUCGGCAUUCUGAUUGAGCUCGAUCUCGAGGCCGAUGAACACCGCAUUGAAGACGAUGAGCCACGUAAACAGAUUCUGGGCGCGGGGGGACUGGAUCCAACGAACCUGUGAUCAGAUCAACACACAUGUGACAUCACAAGUUGCCCCUGCCACUGUUGCCCCUCUCUGUGCUGACCCUCUUGAGUCGCUUGAAGUUGUCCUGCGAGGCCGCAAACUCGCCGGUCAGGACGUUGUCGCGCGUGAUGGCCUGAAGAUCAAACUCGUCCAUGCGGACCUCCACCUGCAGACACACGUACACGACAUGAGGGAUGAAAGACGAAGCACCACCAACCUUGCCCUGCCCCUGCCCCUCCUAUCCUAUGUGAAUGUGUGUGUGUGUGGUGUUGGUCACCUUACUUACCUUUCCGCAGCACCAGAGGCAGCUGAGUGCCUUGCGCAUCUUGGCCCAGCCCGACUUGUCCUGGCGCCUCCGGUCCAGCCGGGCCUGGAAGGCGUUCUCAAACAGCGACGUGUGGCCCGUCCGCAGCUUGGACGAGUUGAACGACAAGCUACGCUUCCGCUGCUUGCCGUCACUGCAGCUGUCCUUGCUGCCCCGCCGCCCCUCAUCCUUGCCCUUGCCGGUGCCAGUGGCCUCUCCCUCGUUGUCAGAUGGGAUGUACUCGUCGGCCCGUUCGACAGACGAGGAUGAGCCCGGUGAGUCGCCAUCGUAUGGGCAGCACUCAUGGCCGCCUGUGGCAGUGGUGUGUGUGGCGUAGGUGGGGAGGGAGAGGGCGGACUUCUUGCCUUUGUCGGUGUGGCUGUUCAGGAAGGCAUCACGGCUGAAGGGCGGGCACGGCCAGCCGCGCAGUGGGAGGCACCGCUUGUCUUGCAUAUUGCAUCUAUCGCUUCAGAAGUGUCGUGGUCUGCGUGGCAUCCCAAAAAAGGCGGGACGGCCGAGAAGACAUGGCUCAGCGGGCGGUGGAUCUUCAGAAUGCGGAGAUCUCAAUUGGCUUUUUGAUACAGGCGGUGUGUCGGCAGGCCCACAGACGUUGUCCUCAUGCAGCCAAGGACCUUCACGCUGG